Messenger RNA from Pundamilia nyererei, 2016 nucleotides. RefSeq names its product matrin-3-like. The record is from RefSeq and is a predicted model, not a curated record. Gene Ontology annotation, cellular component: nucleus. Gene Ontology annotation, molecular function: RNA binding; zinc ion binding. Bases 612 to 1730 code for a protein of 372 amino acids. Lineage: Eukaryota; Metazoa; Chordata; Actinopteri; Cichliformes; Cichlidae. The transcript is spliced from 12 exons.
GCGAGGAGAAGGAGGAGCAGGUACCUGAUGGCAAGGAGAAGGAGGAGCAGGUACCUGAUGGCAAGGAGAAGGAGGAGCAGGUACCUGAUGGCAAGGAGAAGGAGGAGCAGGUACCUGAUGGCAAGGAGAAGGAGGACGAGCAGGUACCUGAUGGCAAGGAGAAGGAGGACGAGCCUAAGGGAGAAGAGUCUGUGAAGGAGACGGUAGAGGAGUCUGAGGAUGCUCGACAGGAGGAGGAGAAGGUUACCGAUGAUGUCACUAAUGACACACCUGGAGACACGGGUGAGGUAAAGCAGGAGGCCGAGUCAGAGCCACAAGCAGAAACCUUGGCCGAGGAGCACAAGGGCAAAGGGGAGAUGAACAUGGAGGCGGCAGAGAGCUCGGAGGCUCCAGAGGCAGCGGAGGGAGAUCUACCCGAAGAAGAGCAGGACUUCCCAGAGAACAUGGAGGACUUUGUGACGCUGGACGAGCUGGAGGAAGACAACGACGAAGCCCAUGGAGAGUCGGACAACAUCGGUACCUGAUCAGAUCAAUAUUUAGAGAUCAAAGUUAACACUUGUACCUGUAAUGUGCUGCAGCACCAGCUUUUCCUUAAAAAGUCAUUUUCCUUCAUGGAUGUGAGGACGAUGUCUUCAAUCAACAAAAAGGUGUUUGAAAUUAACGCACAUCUUCCUCUCUGUUUGUGUCUCCUCUUCUCUGCAGACAACACGAGGCGAGGGGGUAUGAGGGUGGUGAACAUCGUCGGCUUCAGGCGAGGGUACCAGUACCUCAACGAGCUGCUGAAACUCGCCCAGCCUUUCGGGAAGGUGGUCAAACACCUGGUGCUGGACCUGAGACCCGAGGCGUUCCUUCAGUUUGCUACAGAAGAAGAAGCACGGGCGAUGGCCAACUUCUACAACGGGAACAUCACGGCGUCAGUGUGCGGGCGGACGGUGAAGAUCAGUCACUCCAUGAGCUACCCCACCAUCCAGUCCGGUUCCAGCAAGGUGGUGUACAUCGGGCAGAUCCCCAACAGCAAAUACACGGACGAGGAGGUCCUGAAGCUCGCCGAACCAUACGGGAGGGUCAAGAAGUACUUCCUGAACAGGAUCCGGAGAGAGUGUUUCCUCGAGAUGUGUAAUGCCGAGGACGCAGAGAAGAUGGCUGCCGAUUAUAAAGCGAAGCCACUGAGAUUCAGCGGGAAGCGCCUGACCCUCUACGUGAGCAGGAAGUACAAGCAGCUCAAACACGGCCAUAGAGUGCCGAACACCAAGAAGAGAGCGAGCGAGAGCCCGCCACUAAAAUCCUCCCAUGACAGCGAGGAGCCUCCAGGGAAGAAGCCCAAAGAGGAGGUCAAACAAGAGGAAGAGGAGAAAAAGGAGGAGGAAGUGCAGAGCUGUGAAGUCAGUGGUGAAGAGACGGUGAUGGAUGAAAAUUUGGGUGCUGAGAAGCUGAAGGACAGCGAGGACAUGGAGACAUCGACUAAUCAGAAUGAGCAGACAGAGGCUGUUCCUGUCGCUGCGAACAAAGCCAGCACGGCGUCUCUGCCCCUGCCGCUGUACGAUCCCUCCACACCCAUCGGUAUCGAACACGUGAAGGCGGGGUUUUACUGCCGCAUCUGUUUCCUGUUUUACUCCAACGAAGACACGGCGAAGAAGAUGCACUGCAGCAGCCAAGCUCACUACAACAAGCUGCAGAAACACCUGGAGAAGGAGCAGAGCAAAGCAGAGAAGAAGGCGCUGCCGACCUGAGAACACCUGAAGCUGAGGAAGAGACGUGAAUGUCAGAUUUUUUUUUUAAGGUUUUAAUUUUGUUUCUUUAGCCAUGUGUGAAACACACAUCUGAGUGACUUCCUGCUGCUGCUCUGUGGGCUUAAAGCCUCAAAGACUCUGUUAUUGAUUAGUUAUGUUAUUGAUUAGACAAAACAAAAUGUUGACCAAACAGUAUAAAAACAUUUUGCCGGUUCAGGUUUUUCCUUUGAUUUUUGAAACAUCUGGUUUUUCAAACUAACAUCUGAACAAUAAAUUAUUUUUUUAA